Molecule: messenger RNA, 558 nt
Organism: Eimeria acervulina
Lineage: Eukaryota; Apicomplexa; Conoidasida; Eucoccidiorida; Eimeriidae
Product: ribosomal protein L21, putative
Exons: 3
Coding region: 1-558 (185 amino acids)
Biological process (GO): translation
Cellular component (GO): mitochondrial large ribosomal subunit; ribosome
Molecular function (GO): structural constituent of ribosome; RNA binding
Source: RefSeq, a predicted model, not a curated record
AUGGAGGUCGGGCGUUUCUAUGAUGUUAAUCGAAUAAAACAAAAAGAAGGGGGGAAGCUGAUGCUGCUGCGCGUGCUGCUGCUGCAGCAAAAGGAUGGGCCCACUCUUAUGGGGCAGCCCUUUCUAGAGAAUAUUCGGGUAUGGGCUCGCGUGCUGAAGCACUUUCGAGGCCCUAAGCUGCACUUAGGGAAGCACCGGCCAAAGAAGUGGAGGAAGAUGUGGGGCCACCGCCAGGCCCUCAGCCGCAUAUUAAUUGAACGCAUUGAAGAUGUGCAGCAGACGAUGCAGCUGCAGCAGGCUCAGCAAGACCCUCUAGUUGCUGCGCUACUCGCGAUCCGGCGCUACGAGCAGCCAAGUAAAGAUUUGCCUUUAUAUCGUGCUGCUGGUCUAUCUCCUGCGGUGUAUAGGGAGCUUCCUUUGGUGGGGGAUGAUCCGUUAGCCUUAUUAGACCCUCAUUUAAAUUCUUUAGUCGCUGCAAGACUAGCAAAGGGAUAUACAGACAUACUGCCCAUACUGGGGGAGGGAGUACGCAGCCCCACCGAAGCAACCAACACCUAA